AUGCUAUUUGUUUUAGUACAGUUGUUAGAUGUCAGUAUUCUACCUAGUCGUCUCAUGUUCAUUGGUACACGUUCAGUUGUUGCCUCAUCCUGUGUGAUCAUUUUUUCUAAAGAAAUGAAAUUCAGUCCAUCAAUGAAACCAACGUCCAGGUGGCUCUCUAACACCAACUUUAUGAAUACGCACAUCACUUCAUCAUUCAGCCACGUUUCUUCAUUGAGUGUAUCAAGUGAAUUUGAAUCACAUUUGUAUUUCUUGAAUCCAGCAAUUACCUUUUUGUCUUUUUUGAUUUGA
Messenger RNA from Enterospora canceri, 291 nucleotides. NCBI's taxonomy places the organism in Eukaryota, Fungi, Microsporidia, Enterocytozoonidae. The record is from the annotation of a GenBank genome assembly.